Molecule: messenger RNA, 4898 nt
Organism: Pelodiscus sinensis (Chinese soft-shelled turtle)
Lineage: Eukaryota; Metazoa; Chordata; Testudines; Trionychidae
Source: RefSeq, a predicted model, not a curated record
GGCGCCCCGCGCCGACUAACUAGCUGAAAGAGAAGAAAAGCCCUUUUUUGUGUUCCCUUCUGCUGGAAUCCAGAAGUAACAACACAGUGAUCUUUUGGCAUAAAUUCUUUUUUCAAGAGACAUUCCUGCCAUUAUGAAUGAAGUAGCAAUCGUAAAGGAAGGAUGGCUUCACAAACGAGGAGAAUAUAUAAAGACAUGGAGGCCGAGAUAUUUUCUGUUGAAGAACGAUGGCACGUUCAUUGGCUACAAAGAGCGACCGCAGGAUGUUGACCAACGGGAAUCUCCUUUAAAUAAUUUCUCCGUAGCUCAAUGCCAGCUGAUGAAGACAGAACGACCUAAACCAAACACAUUCAUCAUUAGAUGCCUCCAGUGGACCACAGUAAUUGAAAGAACAUUUCAUGUGGAGACUCCAGAGGAGCGGGAAGAAUGGACAAAAGCCAUCCAGACAGUAGCAGACAGCCUUAAGAAACAAGAGGAGGAAAUGAUGGAUUUUAGAUCUGGUUCCCCAAGUGAUAAUUCAGGUGCUGAAGAAAUGGAAGUUUCUAUGACAAAACCAAAACAUAAAGUGACCAUGAAUGAAUUUGAAUACCUUAAACUACUGGGGAAAGGCACUUUUGGGAAGGUCAUUCUAGUUAAAGAAAAGGCAACUGGACGAUAUUACGCUAUGAAAAUCUUGAAGAAGGAAGUUAUUGUGGCAAAGGAUGAAGUAGCGCACACGCUGACAGAAAACCGUGUUUUACAGAAUUCUAGGCACCCAUUCUUAACAGCUUUAAAGUAUUCCUUUCAGACACAUGAUCGCUUGUGUUUUGUUAUGGAAUAUGCUAAUGGAGGAGAGUUGUUUUUCCAUCUAUCAAGAGAACGUGUCUUUUCUGAAGAUCGGGCUCGAUUUUAUGGAGCUGAGAUUGUAUCAGCACUGGAUUACCUACAUUCAGAGAAGAAUGUGGUUUAUAGAGAUUUAAAGUUGGAAAAUCUUAUGCUGGACAAAGAUGGACACAUAAAAAUAACAGACUUUGGGCUAUGCAAAGAAGGUAUCAAGGAUGGAGCAACGAUGAAGACUUUCUGUGGCACUCCGGAAUAUCUUGCACCAGAGGUGCUGGAAGAUAAUGACUAUGGUCGUGCAGUGGACUGGUGGGGAUUAGGAGUUGUAAUGUAUGAAAUGAUGUGUGGCCGGCUCCCUUUCUACAAUCAGGAUCACGAGAAGCUCUUUGAACUUAUCCUCAUGGAGGAGAUUAGGUUUCCACGCACUUUGUCACCUGAAGCUAAAUCUCUUCUGUCAGGUUUGCUAAAGAAGGAUCCUAAACAAAGGUUAGGUGGUGGCCCUGAUGAUGCAAAGGAGAUUAUGCAGCACAAAUUUUUUUCUGGCAUUGUUUGGCAAGACGUAUAUGAGAAAAAGCUUGUACCUCCAUUUAAACCACAAGUUACAUCUGAAACAGAUACAAGAUAUUUUGAUGAAGAAUUUACAGCACAGAUGAUUACAAUCACUCCACCUGACCAAGAUGACAGUAUGGAUUGUGUAGAUAAUGAGAGAAGACCUCAUUUUCCUCAGUUCUCCUAUUCAGCCAGUGGAACAACCUAAUGUUUUGCCUUUUUUCCCAUUCAGAAACAAAACAGACUACAUUUUGGGGACCUUAUUUCAAUGGACACUAGAAAACUGUCUAUAUUAUCUGAAUUACAAACUGUGUUUGUACUGCAAUUUCCAUGAAUUUGUAGGAAGUCUCACAGAUUCUGUAUUUAAAACAAUUCUCUGAUGCAGUUUUAAGAGAACAAAUCCAUUCUUAAAUGUUAAGUCAAGCUUUUAUGCUGGAUGACUAGGUUUUUAAGAAAAUGCACCAAAACGGUUUACAUUAGAAAUAAUUAAGAUACACAACAUAUCAGCAACACUGACCAUAAAAAUCCCUUUAAUUUAUUUCAUACAAUUCAUUAUCUAAAUAUAGAAUCUGCAUUUUGAACAAUUAGAUUUACUUAGGAAGCUAUAAAGACUUUAGAAGCUAGUGCAAUAAUAUAAGCAACAAAGUGAACAAAUUCUGGAGAGUUAAAGGUUCAAACUUGCUUUGGACAGCUAUGAAGUGUCAUCCUACUCCAGAAAAAUCAACUAUAGGAACAGCAUUAAUGGCCUCAGUGAGGUAAUUCAAUAAACAAGAGUUAUUUUGUUAUAACAUCUGCUACAAGACAUUACAUAUCAAAUUGAAUUCUGUGGAAUCUAGUCCAUUUCUACAUCGCACAGAUGAGUAUGCCAUUUAAGAUAGUGCAGUUAAUUAUUCCAUUUGUCUAGAGUUUAGAAGUAUUUAAUAGGAUUGGCUUCUCAAAACUUAGAAAACAGUCUGACCAAUCUAAUUUAAAAUGUGAUACUGCAGAAUUGCCCCCAUUUUGUACAGUGUAUAAAAAGCCACACACAAUUCUAAGGGAGAAAUCUCUCUUAAUGAAUGAAUCCACCGAUCAGAAGUAAAUUUCUGGCACUGAAGUUAUAACUUGUUGCCACUUUUAAAAAGAAAAGAUCUAUAAGCAGUUAAUUUUUGCAUCAUGACAGACAAUUUCCUCUUUCUUCAGUGUGCAUUAAAGGUAUCAGGCAACUCUCAGUGGUGCCUUCUAACUCUUAAAAGAAGCACUUUAACAGUGUUUCCCUUGUAUAGGAAAAAAAGAAACUAGGUUGAAUCGUUCUCUGUGUUUGAGUAAUAGGGUGUUAAAGUGAAUAUUUUUUGUUUUUAAUCUUAGUGAAAAAUAUUCUCCCACCCUUUUUUUUGUUGUUGUAUCAUGUUUCUUUGUAACUUUCGUAAAAACAGUCUUAUUCUGCCUCUAUUGCCCGAAUGACUUUAUUCCAUUGUAGGUUGCAUUCUUUUAGAUUGCUUUUGGUUUUCAUUCUAUUGGCUGUAUGAAAAUGAUGAAAUGUAUUGCAGUUAAUUAGCAUUUAUUUUUUUAAUUUGGAAGUGAGCAUGCCCUCACUUCCCCUUUCCAUGAUAAACUAUUGUGGUCCCGCACAGAGAGCCCAUCGCCGUGACUUUUUUUUUUUACACAACAUUCAACUCUAGUAUUUUUACUUAUGAUAUGAUAUGGAAGUUUCCCUCUAAAUACAUAAAUAAAAAUUGCUUAAAUGAGUUAGGUGCUUAUUUCUUUUGAUAGCUGUGUGGAGUCUGAGAAAUGUAACAGCUGUUCUCAAAUUUCUCUCCAUCCUUCCCAGAUCCAAACUCUUAACACACACACACCCCACUGAGAGUGGAAUUUGCCUUCCUUACACUCCGUCCUUUGCUUGCCUUUAGUACCAGGUGUUUACAGCAGUCGCUUGUUAAAGAAAUAAUUCAUUGUGCACUGGGAGAUCUUCUUUAGUGGUGAUGAAAAAGGAAGGGACCCACUAUGCCGUAUUUAGCCGUAUUUAGUUCCACUCAUCUCAGUGGGACUAAUCAUUAAAAGUCUGCAGGAUCAGGACACAUGAGCUCUUUGUGCAAGGAAGGACAGGACUAUAAUAAAGAUGUGACAUGUCGGAAUGUUGCUCACUCUUCAUUUCUUCCACUACUCACCUGAGUCAGGGCUACCAGACUCUUUGACUCCAGGGGCUCCUGUUAAAAAGGUGUUUCCUCUCCUUGAAAAUGCUGAUAAAACAUGCUGUGUUUUUUUAAAAACAAUCCAUUUGAAGUUAACCGUGGAUGCUGCAGCUGAGCAAUAUGCAACUUCGCACCCAAACCGAUCUGUUUGGUUUAAGUAAUAGGCUGUAAUUCCAGAAGAGUUUAUGGUCCCACCAAAGCUCAAGUUCUUACUGGGCAGCGUAAGUAUUUCUCGCUAGUCUUCUUCACCCAACCAAGCAAUAAUAAUUAAACCUUGAGGUGGGCUAGGAACCAUCAGCAUUUGUCUGUGUAAUCACAUGAAAUUUUGUGGGACAGAGUGGGGUCUGUUUCCUUGCAAAGAGAUGCCUUCAGUCUGAGCAAAACCACAUGCCCCAUCCAUCUGAAUAACAUACCUGAUAAUUUUGUUGCUCUUGAACCUGUCCCUAGGUUUGUGUUAAGAAAUGGAGCCAACCAGGACACCAAGACCAAAGAGGACUAACUUAGAUGAGCUAGCAAUCUUCAAAUCAGCAGGCCUGAUGAAAUACAUCCUAGAGUAUUCAAGAAGCUGACUGAAAAGAUAUCUGAACUAUUAGCAAUUCAAAAAAAAAUCAUGAAAGAGAUUCCAGAGGACUGGGAAUUACGAUCAAUUAACUUCAGUAUCCUAAAAGAUACUGGAGCAAAUAAUUAAGCAAUCAGUUUGCAGACACCUAGAAGAUAAUAAGGUGAUAAGUAACAACAUGGAUGAAUCAAGAAUCAGUUGUGUCAAACCAACCUACUAUCUUCCUUUGACAGAGUAACAAACCUUAUGGAUGGGGAGCCAAUAGAUGCGAUAUAUUUUGACUUUAGUAAGGCUUUUUGUCCUGUUUCACAUGAUCUUCUCAAACAAUCUAGGGAAAUACAAUCUAGAUGGAGCUUCUGUAUGGUGGUGCAUAACUAGUUGGAAAGGCAUUCCCAGAAAGUAAUUCAAAGACUCUGUCAAGCUGGAAGGGCAUAUCAGGUGGGCUCCUACAAGAAUUCGUUUUGGACCAGGUUAUGUUCAACAUUUUCAUUGAUUUUUUUAGAUGAUGGUAUAGAGAGUACAUUUGUAAAGGUUAUGGACAAUACAAGUACAAGGAUCUGGAGAAAUGGUCUGAGGUAAAUAGGAUGACAUUCAAUAAGAACAAAUGCAAAGUCCUCUGUUUAGAAAGGAACAAAUCAGUUGCACACAAAUAAAAUGGGAAAUGACUAUUUAGGAAGGAGUACUGCAGAAAGGCAUCUAGGCGUCAUAGUGGAUCAUAAGCUCAAUAUAAGUCAACAGUAUAACAUGGUUCCAAAAAAAGCAAACAUCAUUCUGGCAUAUAUUAGCAAGAGUGUUGUAUGCAU